Messenger RNA from Phasianus colchicus (ring-necked pheasant), 2648 nucleotides. It is a transcript of the gene ABCF3, whose product is annotated as ATP binding cassette subfamily F member 3. The record is from RefSeq and is a predicted model, not a curated record. Gene Ontology annotation, molecular function: ATP hydrolysis activity; ATP binding. Lineage: Eukaryota; Metazoa; Chordata; Aves; Galliformes; Phasianidae.
CCGCUCCUUCCGCCUGUGCCGCGGGGCCGGGCUCCGUGCGGCAGCACUGGGGCCGGGCCCCGCUCCGGCCGCGCCAUGGCGUCGUGUUCCGACAUCCUCCGCAGCGAGUUCCCGGAGCUGGACGGCGAGGUGUUCGCUUACGUGACGGGGAUCCUGCACAGCAGCGGCGCGGACUUCGAGUCGGUGGACGAGCUGGUGGAGGCGGUGGGCGAACUGCUGCAGGAGGUGUCGCGGGACGGCAAGGACGAGCGGGCCAUCCGCGAGGUGUGCCAGCGCCUCUUCAACUGCCUCCAGCUGGACGAAGCCCGGGCGCAGCGCUGCAGCCAGGUGCUGCUGGACGCCCCCAUCCAGCUCUCCCAGAUCACCGACGGAUACGAUGCCAGCACGGACCUGCUGCCAGGGCUGCUGCUGAAGAGAGGACAGACAUCGAUGGUGAACGCCAAGAAACUGGAGAAGGCAGAAGCCAAGCUGAAAGCCAAGCAGGACAAGAGGAUGGAGCGGGAUUCUGUGAAGUCAUCUGGUCCUCCAGUCCUCGAGGAGGCGACUGCCAGCCAAGCUGCCAGCAAGAAGGAGACCCGCAUGGAGUCAUCGGGCAAGAACAAGUCGUACGACGUACGCAUCGAGAACUUCGAUGUCUCCUUUGGUGAGCGGGUCCUGCUGGCAGGAGCAGACCUGAACCUGGCGUUUGGACGGCGCUAUGGGCUUGUGGGCAGGAAUGGGCUGGGGAAGACCACACUGCUGAAGAUGAUUGCCAGUCGGAGCCUGCGCAUUCCCUCACACAUCAGCAUCCUCCACGUGGAGCAAGAGGUGGCAGGUGAUGAGACGCCGGCCCUGCAGAGCGUGCUGGAGUGUGACACCACUCGUGAGAGCCUGCUGAGGGAGGAAAAGGAGCUGACUGCCAAAGUGAAUGCUGGCAGGGGAGAAGGGACGGAAGGCGCCAGGCUAUCGGAGAUCUAUGCCAAGCUGGAGGAGAUUGAGGCAGACAAGGCCCCGGCGAGGGCGUCUGUCAUUCUCGCUGGGCUGGGCUUUAACGCAAAGAUGCAGCAACAGACAACCAAAGAGUUUUCUGGAGGCUGGAGAAUGAGACUGGCCUUAGCCAGAGCCCUGUUUGCCAGGCCAGACCUCCUUCUGCUGGACGAGCCGACGAACAUGCUGGAUGUGAGGGCCAUCCUGUGGCUCGAGAACUACCUGCAGACCUGGCAGUCGACCAUCCUCGUGGUGUCCCACGACAGGAACUUCUUGAACACAGUGGCCACGGACAUCAUCCACCUGCACUCGCAGCGCCUGGACACGUACCGUGGGGACUUUGAGAACUUCAUGAAGACCAAAGAGGAGCGGCUGAAGAACCAGCAGCGGGAGUACGAGGCGCAGCAGCAGUACCGUGAGCAUAUCCAGGUUUUCAUCGACCGCUUCCGCUACAAUGCAAACCGGGCAUCCCAAGUGCAGAGCAAGCUCAAGUUGCUUGAGAAACUGCCAGAGCUGAAACCCGUGGACAAGGAGUCUGAGGUGAUGAUGAAGUUCCCCGAUGGCUUUGAGAAGUUCUCCCCUCCUAUCCUGCAGCUGGAUGAAGUAGACUUCUGCUACGACCCAAGUCACUACAUAUUCCGUUCCCUGUCUGUCUCCGCUGACCUGGAGUCCCGCAUCUGCGUGGUUGGUGAAAAUGGAGCUGGCAAGUCGACCAUGCUAAAGAUCUUAAUGGGGGAGCUGGCACCAGUCAGAGGGAUCAGACAUGCACACAGAAACCUAAAAAUUGGCUAUUUCAGCCAGCACCACGUGGAUCAGCUGGACUUGAACAUCAGUGCUGUAGAGUUGCUGGCUAGGAAGUUCCCAGGGAAGACAGAGGAGGAGUACCGGCACCAGCUGGGGAGCUACGGUGUGUCAGGGGAGCUGGCUGUGCGCCCUGUGGCCAGCCUGUCCGGGGGCCAGAAGAGCCGGGUGGCCUUUGCCCAGAUGACCAUGUCCUGCCCCAACUUCUACAUCCUGGAUGAGCCGACCAACCACCUGGACAUGGAGACCAUCGAGGCGCUGGCGAAGGCGCUGAAUAAGUUCCGGGGCGGCAUCAUCCUGGUGUCCCACGACGAGUGCUUCAUCCGCCUGGUGUGCCACGAGCUGUGGGUCUGCGAGAAUGCCACCGUCACCCGCAUCGAGGGCGGCUUCGACCAGUACAGGGACAUCCUGAAGGAGCAGUUCCGCAAAGAGGGAUUCCUAUAGGGCCGGGAGGGAGGGGGGGGCGCGGUGGCCCCCGGCUGCGCUGCUCUCUGUGCCCUCAGCCCGUGCGGUGCGAGGCCGGCGUGGGGCUGCGGGUGCUGCUCUGUGCUGGGACGAGGGAAGGCAGCGUGCCCCUCCACCGCUGUGCCCCACGCUGGGGGGCGGUUAGGGGGCAGCCCUACUCCUCUGCUCACCCCCCUUCCCCAUCAGUGGUGUUCCUCUCCCCGCCCCCCGGCACAAAGCGAGGCCUUUUGCUGCUACAAGUGCCCCCCCCUCCCCCCACCCCUGGACGCGCGGGGGUUGGGGCGCGCUUUGCCUUUCCCCCUACCCGUCCCUGGGGCUCUGUACCCCCGGGGGGGCCCUCGGGGUGCCCGCGGGCACGGAGGAGCCCGCGGUGUAAAUAAAACCGGAACGCUACGGGCGCGCUGCUCUCGUGUCUG